This is a messenger RNA of Myodes glareolus (Bank vole), 8356 nucleotides long. Lineage: Eukaryota; Metazoa; Chordata; Mammalia; Rodentia; Cricetidae. The record is from RefSeq and is a predicted model, not a curated record.
AUUUCCCAAGAAUCCGUUUUCUAUAGUCUGUCUUCUUGUUGCUUCAGGACUGGAGCGGUCUAGGCUGAUUGGAAAGGACUCCAAAAGUGCCAAGUGACUAGAUGGGCGCCAAGGUGACAGACAGCUAGGGAACCGAGGAUCCGAGUGUUCCUGGACAGCCCAUGCGUGGGAAAGAGGGUUUGCACAACAAAUCUUGUUUCUGAGGAGUGGCCCGUGAAUAGGAAUGCCUGCCCAAAUACCGAGACCAGAGAUAAUGGAUGAAGAUCAGUUAAUGAAAGAAGUCUUGGAUAAGUUUAUUAAUUGUCCUGAACAAACAUAUGAAGAAUUUCUGAGCACUUUUACUCAUCUUUCAAAAGAGAAUAAUGUGGCCAGAAGGGGAGCAUGUGGAACUGAUUUGUCAGAAAAUAUAUUUACUACUAAAAAAUUGACCCAUAAAAAGGAAUCACAUGGUCAUCAUUUUAGAAAUACAGCUGUCAUUCCUCAUACUUCAUCAGAAUGCUCAGAAGAUGACCAGAUAGUGAUUGAUGAAGGCCAGAAAGUUGGCAGCUCCCUUCAAGGUGACAUGACCCAGGCUGGAAAGGUCAAGGUAGACAACUUCUUGGGCUUAGAAGAUUUGGACAUGGAGGAAGAGAGUGAGCCCCAGAUGAACAAGGAUCGGCUGCUACUCCCAGGUGAAGUGGAACAGGAUAUAAGCGCCAGUGUUCCUGCUUACGUUCCUUCUGUGAACCUGCCUCUCACUUCUGAGGUGAAGCCAAAACCCACCGUGCAAAGAACUCUGAAGCAAAUGGAAGAGAAUGUAAUCAUCAGUUUCCGGCCGUGUCCUGUGAGGGGUCGUCAAGGAGCCUUUGCGUCUGGAGCUGGUAGCUGCUUUCAGUGGCUUCGUUCUGAGAAGUGCAGUGCGUUCUGUGCGUCGGCUUCCUCAGAAUUGCCUUCUCAGAACCCACAGCUCUCGGGUACGGUUGGGGUCUGUUUGAUUUUUCCCCAUGAUUUUGUUACUAGUUUAUGUAUGUGCAUUUGUCUCUUAGAGAGAGACAUUUUUUUAACACUUCUGGCUUAUUAUUUGUCAAUAAAUUUUUGCCUUCAUCCUCUGUUUUAAUACAUUUUUUAGGUUUUGAACUGCUUUCUGGAGCAAGUUAAGUUCAUAAUAGUGAGAGUGAGAUUAUGGUUCCUUUGAAGAGACAGCCAUGGAAGAGGGCAGUAGAGAAGCUCGAGGUUCUCUGUCUUCCAUUUCACAAUGGGAUUCUAAAUAUUUUUCCACCAAGCUAGUUUAUUUGCCACAUCACUCUGUGUUCUAGCCUAUAGCUAAAUGCUACCGUUAUUGAUUUGAGCAUUAGUUUUGUGUUCCUUAAUUUGCCCAUGUGGUAUUAUGAAUGAAAAUGUCUCCUCUUUUAGUAGCGUCCCUGUAAGAAUCAGUCACAUGAGCAAUUUUACGGAAACUCAGUUUCCUAAUAGUAUACAGAUUCUAUUCCCAUAGUGGUCACAAAAAUUUUUCAAUUAGACUUGAAAUUAGAUACCUGAAAUCCACACAUUUCUCUCAGCUCCUUAGGCAAAAAUAACAAGUUAAUAACUUAAUUCACAUUUGUUUUUUGUUUAGCAGCAGGGGAGUUGGUGUUGUAUAGCAACGAUCCUUCUCCAAAAUAAGCCAGAAUUUCAAUUUGUAGUUGAAACGUUGUCACAGUAGAGCUUAAGAUGCUGAAGUAAACCCACCUUGAAAGAAGAAAGCUUCCAGGCUGCUAUGGCAGUCAACAGCUGGAUGGUGGAGCAAGCACGCAGUCUGCCUGUGUUUGAAGGGGUACAAUGAUGCUUUCUGAAUGGAGUGGCACAUCUCAUUACACUCGGAAUCAUGUAUCUGUGUCUGUCGCUCCUGUGUGCCUCUAUAAGCUUAUGUUAUUGCAACAUAAAAUGUCAGAAUGAACUCAGAACGAAACAGACACGCAACACCUAUUUACUCAGUAAACAAAUACGUGUGUUCUUCCUACUAACUAGGAGUAACUUUGUGCUAUAGUGACAUGGUUUGAAGUCUGUCGUGGUCUGGAUAUGAUCUGUCCCCCACAGACCCAUGCCUUUGUAUACGUGGCCCCCAACUGCUGGUGCUAUUUUCGGGGAAUCGGGGAAGUUUUGGAGGUUGGGCCCCAGCUGGAGGAAGUGAAUCACUGGAGGUUGACUGGCCCAGCCUGUCUGCCCUCCUCUGUCCUGCUCGGUGUAGCUGUGAACAACACUGCAACAUGUCCCACGUGAUGACACCAAAAGGAAGGAAGCUGACCUUCCCUUGCUGUGUCUCCUUUCUUCUCUUUGGAAUCUGACACUACUGCAAAUGUGUAAUAUUUUGAUUUUGCAGGGGCUCAUGGUUUAGAGACACCCCGAGUCUCGGAAGUGACUCUGCUUUUGCAUGUGUGAAUGGUUGCAAAACUGCUUAAGGCUAUAGGACUUUUGAAGUUGGACAGGAUUUAUUUUGCAUUAUAAAAAAAAUCAAGAGCUCAUGGAACUAGAAAGGAAAUAUCCUGGCAUAAAUGUGCAAUGCACCAUAUAGCUUAAUGUCUGAACAUUUGGUCUUCAGCUAGUGACACUGUUUUUGGAGGUUGUGGAGCCUUUAGAAAGUGAGAGAAGUGUGAUCACUGGAAAUGGGGCUCAAGGUUGUAUAGCCUGGUCUACAUCCUUUCCUUGCUAUACUUCCUGGUCCACAUUGGCUGUCAUAUGCUCCCACCACCAUGGAGCUAUCUGCUGCCAAUACUUUCCCAACCAUGAUGGGCUGUAGCCCUCAAAGUUUGAGCCAAAUAAAAGUCUUUCCCCUUUUGUUGCUUUUGUGAGGUAUUUUUGCAUGAUAACUCAAAAUGAAGCUAAUAUAGUGUCCUUGUCUCUUUUCUCCUUUCUUAGCUCCUUUCCUACAACAUGUCACAAUGAUCAAAUCUUCCCUCCUAUUCUUGACAAAAAGGAAACAAAAGAAGGAAAAGGUCACAUCCCUUAGACCUUUCUUUGGCUGUGGUCUGUUCCUCUCCCCUUUUCCACUCAAAUUUGUUAGUGCUUCUAGUUGAGUUCUUUUCCCUUCUGGUUUCUGCCCAACUCCAUUAGUGCCUCUGUCUUUUCUCUUUUCUUUCCUCUUGCAAUGAACUGCAGAUUGCUUUGCUGUGGAUGCCUACCUGAAAGUGUUCAGAAUGAGGGAACCAGGUAUAGUUCAGUGGCUCAGUCUUGGUGUGGGAAGUCCUUCUGUCUAUGUGUUGCUUUUAUGAAUAAAUCUGUUUCAGCCAGUGGCUUAGCAGAAAAGGAUAAGGUGAGAGUUUCAAGCAGAUAGAGGAAGAGAGAAUAGUUGGAGUUAGGGAGAAGCCAUGUAGCCACUAACAGGGACAGAAGCCUCCGCUGGAGCCUGCCAAAGCUUUGCUGGUAGGCCAUGAACUCGUGGUAAUGUACAAAUUAGUGGAGAUGGGUUAGUUUAGGAUAUAAGAGCAAUCUAGAAAUAUGUUUAAGCUAUUGGCCAAACAGCAUUUCAAAUAAUAUAGUUUCUGAGUGAUUAUUUCAUGGUCUGGGCAUCUGUGAAUGAACAAGCAGCCUCCUGCCAGAGAGUCUGGUGUUUCCUUUUCUACAUUUAUGGAGCAUGGACAUUCAUGCCUGUCCUGCCAUGGAAAUCUUUCCCUAGUCUCUUGAUUUACUGACUCUCACAAUUUGUCUCUAUUCUCUGUGUGUUUCUGUAAUUGUUCCUUCCAUCCUCCUUUGGAGGUUUUUGUCUGCCCACUCCUAACAAGUCAGUGUUCCUCAGGGGUCCAUCAUAUACCUGUGACUCUUCCCUCCUUGAAUGCUUGAAGCAGUGUUCAUCCUAUAUUCUUCCUAUUAGGCUUAUAUCUCUAAAUGGGCAUGUCUAGCUUCAGGUCUUUUUUCCCUUGAGCUUAAAGUUUGCGUGUUUGGUUGCUUUUUUACUUCUAUGUCUUCCAGGGAUCUUCAGAUGCACUGUGUUGACAGCUGAGUGUCCCUGCCUGUGCUUUCUCCUCUUCCAUCUCGAUGUCGUCAGUCACCAAGUGCUGCAAGAGCUGCUUUUUUCCUUUCUUUCUACUGGUGCUUCAUUGUCUUUGUCUCGUGCUUAGACUACUGUAGCAGAGUUCUGAGGAGCCUUCUGACUCCAGACCCAUCCCUUUGAAUAUACUGUCUAUUUAAGCUACAGUGUGAGCUAUUUAAUUCUAAUCUCCAAUAUAACUGGCCUCCUCUUCCUCCUCCUCUUCCUCCUCCCCUUCCUCCUCCUCCUCCCUUUCUUCCUUUUCCUCCUCCUCCUCCUCUUCUUCCUCUUCCUUUUUUUUUUUUUGGUGCUGCUAAUACCUGCUUCAUUAUAUGUGCUCAUUAAACUCAUUAAAAAGUUUGACGAAAUGAAGGAAGUGCAUUUAAGACCAAGUGUCUGUCCUACUUUCAAAAGAUUCUUCAGGAGCUUUUCAUCAUCUAUAAGAUGCUGCUGCUACCUCGUCAUUUCUUGCACCGUCCUUACAGUUAUGCUCAGACAGUACUGAACUGCUUUCAGAUAUGAAAUCCUGCACCUUGUGUUCAUAACACGCUCCUGAAAGCCCUCCUGUCUGCAGAGCUGUUCCUCCCUCAGCCUGCUGACGGAUUCUACCUAGGGAUCCAGCCGUCUCUGAUGCCUUCCCAGCCCACUCCAGUCUGGUCUAUGUGAGAUGCUCCUGUCACCACUCAAGCUCUUCCAUCCCACACGUCACUCUCAGGGUGUGUCUCUGCUGACACAGUCUCUUAGUGACUUCACACAGGUCUUUCUUUAUGUUCUAGGACCUCACACAGUGGCUAGGAAUGUAGGGAAACGAACAUUUUGGGAAGAAUGAAAGAUCCCUGAGUGACUGCAGGGGACUAGUCUUACACUUUGACUCAACAAAGCCAUACUAGAAGCUCGUCCCCAAAUGGCCUAAAAUACUCUGAGGAUCACACUCUGACUUUGCAAACAUUUUUAGUUUCCUCUGUUGUGUUUCAGCAUUUUGUUCGCAUUCUAAGAAAAUUAUCCGCUCUAAUGACAAACUUUAGAGUUCAUUGCAAGUGGCUGUUUCUUGCAUUGGCAAGUUCUAGCUUUCAGAAGUCUCUGUUUUUGCUGUUAUUUUGGUUAAUUCAAAAUGUCUGUAGAAAAUAUGCAGUACAAUGAGAAUUCAACUAUAUGGGAAAAAAUCCUUAAAGAAAAAUCCUUUUUUUAUUUAAGAGAGAAUUUCUUCAUCAGUAGUAUCAUAAUGCAGCCACAGUGUGGACUGAAUCUCAGGAAAAUGGAGGCACAUAAGAAGGCAUGGGAUGGGACCAUCUCUGAAGAACUAACUUAGCCGUAGGAGUUGGCGUUGAUCAGAAGUCUGAGAAGUCUAAGCUAUGAGCCUUACUUUAUCUGGACCACUAAGACAAGAUGGUGGACAGUGAGGAGAGGGGAUGUGGGGGCUGGGGGUAUGUUCUGCAGGUGACAUGCUCUGUCUUUCUCAGUUUUCCUAGUGAGGAGCAUGCCACAUGUCAGUGACAUCCCUUGUUACUGUCUUCUCCUUACAGGGAAGCCUGGAGACCCAGGUUUUGCUGUACUCUGUUCUGUUCCCAGUACCUAAUGCUAAGCAAGUGUUUACUGAUGAAUAAGUAAAGGUUGGGAGAGAUGGAAGUGCAUUAUGUACCAGGGAGUAGGAAGGGCAUGGUGUAACAUCAGAGGGAUUUCCAUAGCUGAGAGACUUAUUUAAUUUAAAGUGAUAGCCCAGCCUCUGUGGGAUGCGGAUGAAGGUCAGGUGUUCGCAUGUGGUGAGCACGAAUGUGUUCAGAGAAUCAGGAUGAGGUUCUGAAUCGUAGUGCAGGACAUAAGCCAUAUCCCUGCAACUCAGUAGAUGUGCUCUCUCUUGCUUUUAGACGAGAGCAUAAAGAGCUUCAAAAAUCCUCCGAGACCGAAACAGUCACAGAGACAGAGUUUCCUCUACAUCUAGGCCAGGAUCAGGGAGAAUCAGGUGUCUACAUAGUUAGGCAGGAUGGACUAGGGCCUGGUCUGCAGGUUUCAGUACUUCUACACAGAGUCGGCUUGGACGCUUGCAUUCUGGACAUGAACAUCAAGUGUCAUUGUGUGUGUGUGUUUCUUCAUUGGAGCUAGUCUUAUCAAUAGCGCCCCUCUGUUAUUUUGUGCUGAAGAUAUAUCUAAUUACAGAGAGCGACUGUGGCACAUCAGCCACUUUCUUCUGCAGGCUAAUUUGUGUGUGCGCAGCUGCUCCUUUGAAAACAGUCAUGGCCUUGAGUCAUUUUCAGUGGUAGCUGUGGGAACUGUGCAGCUUAUUCAGAGAAGGACUUUUCUUCCAAAGAACCAAUGUUUUUGAACUUGUUUUGUUUGUGUUUUUGAACAAAUGUGGCUUUAUUUGAAGCAUAUUGUCCUGGGUUCAAAAGUGGCCUAUCUUAUUUACUAGCCUUGGGCAAGUAAACCUUUCAAAGCUUCAUGACUGGGAAGCAAUAGUAUCAGGACUUCAGUCAGCCUGGGCAUAGUGAGCAUGGCUCUAGAAGGCCUUGCUCUUUUCCUCCCUUCCCUCUGCCUUGCUAAACACCAUUAGCUUAUAUUCCUAAAGCUAGCCACCAAGGUCUGUUCCUUUAUUUGGCCACUUCCUCCUCCUGAGGCUGACUACCGAGGUAUAGCUAUCAAUGUAUUAAAGUUCAGCAAUCACUUUGGCUAUUCUAAUUAACACACCCAAAUUAAAAUUAAACACCUCAUCCUAACCCGAGGUUUCCCUGUUUGCCUUUAUAAACCAUUUCCUAUCUGCUAUGUCUGUCCGCUCUCUAUCCAGAGGCAAUCCUUUGCCUUCCUUCAGGACAAAUUCUGUCCCCUCUCUCUUUUGUUCCCUUCACUCUCUCCCUCAUCCUCUGUCUCCCCUCUUUGUCCUUUGACCCUCUAUGGCAAAUAAGUCUCCUUUAUGGUGAGAACUUGGUCUUGGGGUGUCCUGAACUGAUACUGAUCCUUUCAGUAGAUCCUAGCAGGGCUGAUGGAUGGAAGGAUACUGUUGAUACCCAUGUGGUUCCUUGUACUAGGGCAGGCCCAUGAUAGUAACGCAUUCACUGGCAGCCGUUGACUUUCCUCCCUAGGAAAGCACAGAGGAGAAGAUCAGACCUCUGGAAAUUGUUGGAUCACAGCAGCUGAUUUUAUCGCUGCAGGGCGAUGAGCAGCUGCGAGUCCGCUGUUAGCACUGUACACCUUGCUCCCUAAUAGGACUCUGAACAGCGAGGCGGGAAAGCCGAGCUUUCCUGAUCAUCUUCCCACUGUAGCAGCAGCACAAGCCUCCGAGCAGCAUGUUCCAUUUUCACACACACUGCAGACGUUAUUCGGGGAGAUAAUCUUCCAUGCAAGAAUGUUUAAAGCUGACACUAGCUAGCUGCAGGGCAUUUUUUCAUUUAUUGCAUAAGCUAUAGUUUUCAAUUAUUUCCACACCACCAUACAUACAGAAUUGAUGAGGUGCUGUGUGAUUUCAUUGUGUCUCAUAUCAUUGGCUUUAAGUGGGAUUUUUCAGGGGUGAGUUAAUGAGAUUUAAGGCAUUCUUUUCUGUUUACUGGAACAUGUACUCUUGAUAAACAAGCGAACAAAUGAACAAACAGACAAACCUUUUCCCCAUGCUGAGGACCACGCAUAGAAUCUUGUGUGUGCCUGGCAAGUGUUCUGUUGACUGAGCUUCACCCUCAGCUAGGGAACUAUGCUUUGAGUGGCUCAUCCAUUAGAAGGCCUUUAAAGCUCAUGCAUGUAUAUAAACAUGUACAAAACUACUUCCUUUCUUUGCAGGUAAUCCAACUUACAGGUAAACUGUAAUAUGUAAAAAGGAAGUAAAAGGAUGCUGGACUUUUAAAUUUGAUCAUAUGUGUUUUAAUUUUGCCUGUUAUGAGACAGGGGUAUGGCUGUUAUUUCAAGUAUGGUAAAUGCAGGGUGUUUUUAGUAUCAUUUAAAAAGAUUACUUCAUUAACAGAUAUUUUUUAGCAAAUGACACAAAGGUUGGUCAAAACCUUAAGGUGUAUUUCUUGUUUAAUGGGUCCUUACGCCUCCAUCUCUGACACUGCAGUGGGCAAAGAAUGAACUGAAAGUGUGCAAAGUAGACCUGAUUCUUGCCUUGGGGGUGGAAUUAGUUAAUGAUACUCAUUCAGAUACAGCAUGAUACAAAUGGGGCAUAUUAAGAGUCUUAAAUUAGGUCAAAUUGAAUAAUUGAAUUUAUUUCAUUACUUAAAAACAGCUUAAUCAGCUGUGAGUGCCGAAAGUCUAAAAAAAGUUUCAUUAAAUAUUAAUAGGCUGUUUAUGUUUUCAACUUCAUCUUCACUUCAGUGACUGUGUUUCUUUUUCCUUUGGUAUAUUUUUUUCAGAUAUUUGGAGAUGAAGUACAGCCCUUCUUUCUUGAUGAAGAAU